Kickxella alabastrina is the source of this 624-nucleotide messenger RNA. RefSeq lists its product as uncharacterized. Bases 1 to 624 code for a protein of 207 amino acids. Gene Ontology annotation, biological process: riboflavin biosynthetic process. The record is from RefSeq and is a predicted model, not a curated record. The transcript is spliced from 4 exons. Lineage: Eukaryota; Fungi; Kickxellomycota; Kickxellomycetes; Kickxellales; Kickxellaceae. Gene Ontology annotation, molecular function: riboflavin synthase activity.
AUGUUCACUGGAAUCGUCGAGUGCAUGGGCAAAGUGGUCGAGUUUGCGCCGUUCGACACGACCAACAUUAACGGCACCUGUCUGACAGUGACUGAGUUCACCACAGAUACAUUAAGGUCGUUGCAAUCCGGAAGCCAAGUCAACCUUGAGCGAGCACUGGCGGCCGGCCACCGGUUCGGUGGUCACUUUGUUCAGGGCCAUAUUGACACCACGGCGGAGAUCAUUGAGAUUACUCCGGAUGCAAACUCUAUCUGGUACAAGCUGCGCGUCGGGGACAGGAAGAUCAUGCCGUAUAUUAUCCCCAAGGGCUUUAUUGCUCUGGAUGGCACAUCGUUGACUGUUUGCGAUGUGAAUGAUGACGAGGCAUGGUUUACCAUUAUGAUGAUUGCCUAUACGCAGACGCAUGUUGUCAUGCCGACGAAGAAGACCGGCGACCUGGUUAAUAUCGAGGUCGACAUGCUGGGCAAGUAUGUUGAGAAGGUCACCACAGCCAUUCUGGAAGGGUCGGGAGAAAACGCCGGCAGCGGGAACGCCGCACCAGCACGUCAUAUAUCGAAAAGAUCCCCUGGAGUUUUUCGUCAGAAAGGUGUACAAAGAGGCGAUUUCAAUUUGUGCCUUUUAUAG